CGGGUUGGUUGAGACAUACAAGCCCAUCUUGAUCGCAAAGUGUUGAGGAGCGAAACCUAGUGCAAAAUGAAAUCCAUGCUCAUUUUCGGCCUUGUGGCGAUGUGCGUGCUGGUGGCCAGCGCCAGCGAGGAGGCGCCCAAGAAGACCGUGGAGGCCGCCGAGCCCGCCGAGAAGAAGCAGGAGAAGCGCGGCAUUGGCCACGGCCUGGGCUACGGCUAUGGACCGUCGGCGGGAGGCGCCGUCCUGGGAUCAGGCAUUGGAAUCGGAGUCGGAGUGCCAGUGGCACCCGCCGUCGCCGAGCUGCCCACCCAGGUGCACACCAACACCGUGGUGAGGACCGUCCAGGUGCCCUACCAGGUGGAGCGUCACGUGCCCUAUCCCGUGGAGAAGACCGUCACCUAUCCCGUGAAGGUGCCCGUCCCUCAGCCCUACCCCGUGGAGAAGAUCGUCCAUGUGCCCGUCAAGGAGAUCGUUAAGGUGCCCGUCGAGGUGCCCCAGCCCUACCCCGUCGAGAAGGUGAUCCGUGUGCCCGUCAAGAUCCCCGUCGACCGUCCCUACACCGUGCACGUGGACAAGCCAUACCCCGUGCCCGUGGAGAAGCCCGUGCCAUACACCGUCGAGAAGCGUGUGAUCCACAAGGUGCCCGUGCACGUGGAGCGUCCAGUGCCCUACAAGGUGGCCGUGCCCGUGCCCGUCCAUGUUGAGAGCCACGUGAAGCCCGCCGUGGCCGUCACCCACACCGUUGCCGCCGCUCCCGCCUACAUUAGCUCCGGACACGGCAUCUCCGGCUACUCCGGCCACGGCAUCUCCGGAUACUCUGGUCACGGAAUCUCCGGACACGGCAUCUCCGGACACGGAAUCUCAUACGGCGUCUCCGGACACGGUAUCUCCUCCUACGGCAGCUCCGGCCACGGUGGCUACCUCCACAAAAAAAUAGACACACCCUCGAUUAAAACCGGGAUCAGUUCUCGUCCAGUUCUCGAAUCGCGUGCCACAAUACCUGGGAAAACGGAUUUUCAUUCCCGUACAUCGAAGGAUAAACGCAGCAGCAUGAAGUUGAUGCGCACAGCGACAUCGCUGGCUCUGGUCCUGCUCCUGGCCACCAGCUACGCUCGGGCCGAGGACGAGAAGGCUGCCGCUCCCGCGGAGGAGAAGAAGGCUGAGCCGGAGGCCAAGGCUGCCGAGGCAGCGGCCAGCGAGGACACCACCAAGUCGAAGCGCGGCCUGCACCACUACGAGGACUACCACCACCACCACGUGCCCCACUUCCCGGUGCACGAGGAGAAGACGCUCACCGUGAUCAAGAAGGUGCCCGUGCCCGUGCCCAUCGAGAAGAUCGUGCAUGUGCCGGUGGAGAAGCACAUCCAUGUACCCGUUAAGGUCAAGGUGCCCAAGCCCUAUCCGGUGAUCAAGCACAUUCCCUACGAGGUCAAGGAGAUCGUGAAGGUGCCCUACGAGGUGCCAGCUCCCUAUCCCGUCGAGAAGCAGGUCCAUGUGCCCGUCCAUGUGCACUACGAUCGCCCCGUGCCCGUUAAGGUUCAUGUGCCUGCUCCUUACCCCGUCGAGAAGAAGGUUCAUGUGCCCGUGAAGGUCCAUGUGCCCGCUCCUUAUCCCGUCGAGAAGAUUGUCCACUACAAUGUGGAGAAGCACGUGCAUGUGGACAAACCGUAUCCGGUGGAGAAGGUGGUCCACUACCCCGUGAAGGUGCCCGUCGACAAGCCAGUGCCGCACUACAUUGACAAACCAGUGCCCCACUAUGUGGACAAACCAGUGGCCGUGCCCGUGAUCAAGAAGGUACCCGUGCCCGUCCAUGUGCCCUAUGAUCGUCCCGUUCCCGUCCAUGUGGAGAAGCCAGUGCCGUAUGAGGUCAAGAUCCAUGUGCCCGCCCCCUACCCGGUGAUCAAGGAAGUGCCCGUCAAGGUGGAGAAACAUGUGCCCUACCCCGUCAAGAUCCCCGUGGAGAAGCCCGUCCAUGUUCACAUCGAGAAGCACGUGCCGGAGUACCAUGAGAAGCACAUCACCUACAAGGAGCCCGAGUUCCACCACAAGCACAUCGAGGAGGACCACCACCACGCCCCCAUCCACCACCACUCCCAUUCGCAUUCGCAUCCCAUCGUGGAGCAUGAGCACGAGGUGGAGCAUGAUUUUGCCUCUCAUGAUUAUCAUUCAUAUUACGGCUACUAAACUGGUGAAUCGAACUCUUCUCUCUUUCUCUCCUCUUCUUUCGCUUUUCUUUGCAGCAUUGAGAAUGAACUGGGAUGGCAAGCUAAGACACUUCCAUUUCCACUAUUUCCCAAAAUAGAAAAUCCGAAACAUUGAGAACCCAUAACCCGCUACACACAUCACUCCUCCAUUCCACUCCAUGUCAUAUCAACUACCAACUACCAACCACCACUUUCCCACACACUUUGCUAUGCAGAACGUGAUAACCGACAGAGAUUCAGAAACCAGACGAGUAAUAGACGAACUUAGCUUUUAGACCGAACUCUCUUCUAGCCGUAAGCCAUACAAAAAAAAAAAAGAAAAGAAAAACAGAACACAAAAGGAUACCUUGAAACGUUGACGAAACCCGUGAGCACUGUGAAUGAGUGGAUUGUAAAGGAACUUUAGUUUUAGACUUCUAAGCGACACAUUUGGGCCGCACAGCCCACACAACAAGAACAACCAAGAACACCAACCCACUUCCCGCCCCUCCAAGACACUCGAUCGGAUACAGACAGUUGCCAAAUCCAGGAUACCAGGAUGCCAGGCUUGUUGUACUGCGAUGACGAUGUGGAUCUUUGGAUGGACGGAAGCGACACCACCUGGGUGCAUCAUCGAUGUGGUUGCUGCUGCUGUUUUGUCCUCCAGCCGCGGCUCCUCCCUCUUCUGCUCUGGUCCACCCCGACUCGUGCACCCGGUCCGGUUCCCAAAUGCGAUCGAUCUAUCCCGGCCCAUCUCAGAGAUCGGGAUCGGGAUCCAGAUACAGAUACAGAUCCAGUUGUGUGCAGCGUCCCAGCGUUGUGAGCGUGUGAUAAGACUUCUGAUAGCGUUUAAGCUUGUGCGAUAUUCGAGAUAGGGAGACGCCUAUUUAAGUCAGUUUGUAAUCGAACGUAUUGUAUUAGUUUUUGUAAUAUUCUUCGCUACCUAGUUUGUAAUACGUCUAUGUAAUACUGCUUCUUUGCAUAUAAGCAGACGAAACGGAUUUAUAAAAAGUACUUAAUUUACCAAAUAUUUUUGACUCUGUAUAAAAGCUAACAAAAAAAUCUCAUACAAAAUGAAGCUGAUGAAUGACACACAAUUAAAUAAAUGAAAAACUAAGUGAUCAAACGAA
Molecule: messenger RNA, 3313 nt
Organism: Drosophila rhopaloa
Lineage: Eukaryota; Metazoa; Arthropoda; Insecta; Diptera; Drosophilidae
Gene: Vajk1
Product: titin
Exons: 5
Coding region: 67-2184 (705 amino acids)
Source: RefSeq, a predicted model, not a curated record